Molecule: messenger RNA, 6381 nt
Organism: Tetrahymena thermophila SB210
Lineage: Eukaryota; Ciliophora; Oligohymenophorea; Hymenostomatida; Tetrahymenidae
Product: transmembrane protein, putative
Exons: 16
Source: RefSeq, a predicted model, not a curated record
AUGAGGCUAAAAUGUUAAAAAUUUGAUGAUAUAGAAAAUUAAUAAUAAAUCAAUGAUUUAUUUUAAUAAAGAAUUUUAUUUGAAGAAAUUUAAUUGUAAUUAGAAAAUCAGUAUGCUGAUGGGUAGCAAUGCCCUCAAACAACUAUCCAGACUAAUGCUGCAUUUUAUGGAUCGUAUACCUUCAAUAAUUACUUGAAGCUACCAAAGACAAACAUUCUCCUAGCUAUUAGUGUUUAGUAUAGCGGAAAACAAGUUGCUCAUACCACAGUAUACUUAGAUGAUAUAUCAACAACAUAGGAUAAUGUUUUAGAAGUAGUUAGAACUGAAUAUCAAAUACUCCAAUUAGAUUAUAUAGAGCCUCUCAAAAAAAUUAUAGUCUCUAACUAAUCAUACGUUUUGAUUAUUGAUCCCUUUAGUAUAAAACCAAUAAAAUAAAUUGAUUAUCGAUAAGUUAUUGGCAUGAGUUAUAUCAAAGAUUUUGGUUUAAUUUUUAUGUGUAGUGGUGUCUGCGAAUGUUAUGUUGUUGAAAUUAAUUCUUUUAAAACUUUAUUUAGAUUUAACCACUGCUAAUAUGACUCUAAUCCUUUUAUUCAGAAUAUAUUUUCCAAAGCCUACAAGUAAAAUAACGGAGUAGUUCUUUUGGUUGUUUAAGAUUCUAUAGGUUUGUGCACAUGGUCUUAUCAAUAUAGGAAAGGUAUUUAUCAAUAUAAUUAUCAUCUUUAAUUAGAAGAUGGAUUUUUAAAUUCUUCUCAUAAUUAUGAUUCACAUGACCAAUAUGAUAUCUUAUUUCUUGCAGGAAAUAAUACUGUACUGAAAGUUUACAAUAUAUGUCACUUUUGCAAGAAUCAGCCAUAUAUACAAUUAUUUAACUAGACAAUAACUAAGACCAAUACAUAGUUUUAUAAUAUCAAAUUUAUAAGAGUUAAUAUAUCUGGUUAAGAAUAGUAAAGUAUUUUCAUAUCAGAUUUAUACAUUUUGUAUAGGCUUGAUUUUUAAGUUAUCACAGAUCCAAGCACGAACUAAGUUUAAUCUUUGAAUUUUUUAAACUUAUAAAACCCUUUUCAAGUUUAAUUGGUUGGAAUACAAAUCUAUUAUGCUUUUUUGUACCAUAAUUCAGAUAAUUAGUAGCUUUUGAUCCCUGUUUAUGAUUCUGACGAUGACUAAAAAUCUUUUACAUUCGUUUAUAAUUAUAACACAAAUACUAGUCAGAUUCGUCUUUAUUACAGAACUAAUGGGUUCACAAAAUAGUUUAGAAUCUAUUUAUAAUAAAACUAUUAUUUUGUUUCACUUUUUGAUAGUAAAAUACUAAUUACUUAAGAUAGUAUAUAAGGGAAUAUAAUAUAAUAAUUUAAUAUUAGAAAUUCACCAUAUGUUGGUAAUAGCUUUUUUUCUGUUUAUAAUAACCCUCUUUGCUAUAUCAUUAUAUAGGUAGGACAUAUUAUAAAAUUUUAUAAAACAUCCCUUGACAAUUUAAAUUCAUUUGCACAUUAUUUAAGUCUAGAUUACUUAUCUUUAAACAUACCAUCAGAAAUAUUGAAGCCUGUUGCCUUCUAUUAAAAAAAUAAUAAUUAAGAUUAAGUUUGGGUUGUACUGAGUUUACCGAUAAAAAAGAAUAACCAAAAAUUUCUCUUUCAUAUCAUUGAUAUGUGGAAUUUUUAAUUUCAAGUUUUAGUGUCAAAUAAUCCAGAUGACAAUAUUAAUUAAACUAGUUUUGCUUUGUAUUGUGAUUACUCUUAAGAGAUUAUAGGCUUAGAUGUAAUAGGCAAUGUCUAUGUUUGGGAUGCUAAAAAUUUUACAAACUUUAAAUACAAAUCUACAAUAACAUAAUAUGCUUGUCUAAAUCCAUUAACCGGUACUAUGCGUUAUGACAUAAAUGGAAUUUAUUUGAUAGUUGAGUGUGAUGAUUUUUAAGUUAUCAGUUUUAACAUGAUUUCUGGAUAAACUCAAAAAAUAAUCAAGCUAAGUAGUAUACAUGAUGUUUUAAAAUUUAUUGAAGAUAUUUAGCUACUAUUUACUUAUGAUUUUUCUUCUGGAACUAUUAGCAUUUUUAAAUUUUAAUCAGGCAGUUUUUAAUUAGUAAUGAACAUGUCAACAAAUUAAUAUUAAAAAUAUGAUUAUGUUGUUAAUUUCACUUAUUUUCCAGAAACAUAAAUCUUGUGGAUUUAAUACUUUUAUGCAAAUAUAUAUUUUGAAAUUGUCAAGUGCAUAAAUGAUAUUAGUUCUUGUAUGAAUUGCUCAAUGGAUUUUUAUUUUAAUACCACUGAGACAAAGUAAAGUAAUUUAAUAUAUGGCUUAGGGACUAUUGAUUCGCCUUUUUAAACUUCAUCAAGUCUUAUUACAGCUUUUUACAAUGCUAAAAAAUAUUAAUAGCUGUUUUCAGAUGUAAAAAAUAUCAAUCUAAAUAUUAUUAUUGACCCAUCAAAUACCUUUAAUUUAAUUGAAGAAUUUAUAUCAAUUGAUUUUGGAAGCAAUAUAAGUCUGAAUAUUAAAAAUUUAAACUCAUCUCAAAAAGGGUAGAUAAAUAUUACUAAUUAUAUUUAAUUUUCAAACUAUAAUUCUCUUACAUUAGACAAUCUUCUAUUUAAUUUCAAUAUCUUAACAUCAGCUAAUAACAGUUAGUAGAAUUGUGGCAUUUACUUGACAAAUGUUCAAAAUAGCUUCCUUAAUAAUUUAGAUUAUACUUCUUAAAAUUCAUUAAUUAACUGCUUCUAAAUAUAAAUUAAUAAUUCUACCACCACAAUUUCUAACAUAAUAUUAGCUAAUAAAGAUCUCUCAAAUACAAACCAGAUUGUAACCAUCGAUAAAUCAAAUUAAAUUUAUUUCAGAAAUUUUUAGUUGUUGAAUUCUACACUGAAUAGUCAAUUGAGUAUACUCAAUUAGAUAAGCGAUACUUAACUUUUUAUUGAUAAUAUGAUAAUAUAAAAUAAUAAUUGUAGCAGUUACUAUGUUAAUCCCCCUGAAUAAGUAGGAUAGCUCUUUCAGGUUGGUUAGUCUUAAGUAACUAAUUUGUUAAUAGCAAAUAAUUCUUUUUGCAACUAGAAAAUAUUUUCUACUAAUGGUAAUAUUAACUAAAAGAAUUUAGAGUUUAUCUUCCAAAAUAUUACUAUUUAAUAAAACAAAUUUUACAUUCAAGCCCAAUAUUUGUUUUUCGAUUCUAUUUAUUAUUUUAAUUCAGUUCCUUAACAUAGUCUGUACGUCAGCAAUGUUUUUAGUUCAGAUAAUUCUUAUUUCUCCUAAAUUCAAGGCUAAUAGGCAGUCAUUGAAACGUCUUCCCUAUUUUUUACGAACCAAAUAAAAAAUAUUACUCUAUAAAAUGUUACUGUCUACAAUCAAUAUGAAAUAUCAUUUUGCAUAGUUUAGUUUUCUAAUUUUGUUAAUUUAUACAACUUAACAUACUAAAACGACAAAGUAUUUUAUGAUAGAAGAAAUAAUAUAAAGUUUGGUGGUUUUAUAUAAUUCAGUGAAAUUUAGUAAUUUAACUUGAAAUUAAUGAAAGUAUCAAACAUUAGAGCAAGAGAUAAUUCAAUUAUGAGUAUCACUACAUAAUAGUAUUCAAACAUUAAUAUGACAAUUUAAAAUGUAGAGAUAUAUAAUUGUUAGUUUAAUCAAACCAAAUCAAAUUCUCCAGCUAAUCCAAUAUACAUUUCAUCACAAUAUUAUUCCAACAUAUCAAUCUAUUAAUGUUCCUUCCAUGAUAAUUUACUUAUUGGUCUAAUUAACUCUUAGAUUCAAUCUACUACAGCUUUAUAAAUUGUAAGUCCUCUAGGAGAUACUUCUAUUUUAGAAACAUAAUUUACAAAUUCAAAAUCAAACUCUAUCUAUAACUUUGUCUAUUUAUAAUCUAAUUAAAUUUUUAUCAAUCAAUGCAACUUUAAAAACUCUUCAUUUGACUUUUAAGAUCCUAUUUCACAAUUUAAGUAAGAAGGAGGGUCUAUAAGAGCAAAGUUUAAUAAUCUAGUAAUAAAUGGUACAUAAUUCGUUAACUCUACAGCAAAUUAGGGUGCUUUUAUGUACCUUGAAUCUCUAAGUAAUGAUCUAAAUAUAUAAUUAAAUUAAACAUCUUUUGUACAAGGCUAUUCUAAUUUCUAAGGAAGUGUAUUAUACAUCGAUAAUUCUAACUCAGAUUUAUUUUUUAAAUGCUCUUAAUGUAAUUUUACUGAAAUCUACUCUUUUAAUAAAGACUCUGAAGCAAUAUCUAUUAAGUACACAGAUACUCAAACUUCUAGUAAAAAAAAUACAAUCCUGAUUAUAUAAGCUUAUUUGACAAAUAUUUUAGGCUUAUAAAAUAAUUUUUUUAUUAAUUCAGCAAAUUCGAUAACAUAAUUUUAGAAUAUUUAGCAAACUUAAACUUAGAAUUUUACUUUUCCGUAACAAUUUACAAAUUAAAUUUAAAACCUGCAAUCUUAGGCAUUGGUCUAAUCUCAAAAUUCAAAUAUUACUAUUUCCAAAUCUUUAUUUAGCAAUUUAUAUAAUCUACCCAACUAGAUAUCUCCUUUGUUUAUAAACUCUACAUCCUCUAAUAUAAAUAUGACAGAUAUUGUAUUUUAAUAUAGUAAAUUUUCUAAGAGCUUAAUCAACUUUGGAAUAGGUUAGCUUAUCAUACAAAAAUCAUAAUUCCUAAAUAAUACUUAGGUAUAUUAAACCAGGUUUCUAUAAAGCUUAAAGCCAAAUUUACCUUAUUAAAAUAACUCUUUGAUCUUGAUAGAGAACUCAUAAUUACAAAUAUCUGAUCAUACUCUUUUUGAACAUAUCUAGUGUUAUUAGAAUUGCUAUGGUUCAUCAAUAUACAUGGCUAACUCAACAUUUUAAAUUGACUAGACUAAAUUUAUUUACUCUAAAGCAAUAGGAGGAGGAGCUAUUUUUAUUGAAAGUUUAAGAUCAAUCGAAAAUCAAAUAUCUAACUGUUAUUUUAUGGGGAAUUAAGCUAAAUAAGAUGGAGGAGCAUUGUAUAUUCAUGGAAAUAAAGAAGAUUAAUUUCAGUUAAAAAUAUUUUUAACUGUAUUUAACGAUAAUUUAUCAUAAUAAGGAUCUGGAGGAGCGAUUUUUAUAACUAGUGAUUCUAAUAAUUCAACAUAAUAAUAAAUUUUGAUAAAAAAUUCAAUUUUAUAAAAUAAUUAAGCAUAAAUAGGAGGAGCGAUUUAAAAUUUUGGCAUAAAUCCAUUUUAUGAUUCAAACACUAUAUAAAACAAUAAAGCUAGUUUAUAUGGUUCUAAUACAUUCUCUUAUCCUACUUCUCUAUUUUUAACAAAUGAAGUAUAAUUUAACAAGCAAUAAAACCAAAGUACUAAAUUAAUAGUUUUAAAUGAUUUUAAAAGUGGAGGAAAUCUUCCAAAUUUUAUAUUUUAGCUAAGAGAUGAUAGGAAUAUAACUGUUAUUUAACAAAAAGAUUAAUUACUAACUUCUAAAAUAUAAGUGAGUAAUAGAACAAAAAAUUCAAUCUAAUAUUACAUAAGAGGUAAUUCAGAAAUCAAUAUUGACCCUACAUAGCAUAAUUUUAAUUUUUCUAAUCUUCAACUUAUUGGAUUACCUGAAUCAUCUGCUGUUAUUCAAUUUACAUCUGAUUCAAUCAAAAUAUACAAUCCUAUUACUAGCCAAUAUGAUUCUAAUUACACGUUUGAUGUCUUUGUUAAUUUUAGAAGUUGCUUAAUUGGAGAAAUAAUAAAUAAAUACAAUAAUUUCUAAGAAUGCUAAACAUGUGAAAAUGGUAAGUAUAGCCUAGAUUAUACAAGCUGCUAUCCUUGUCCAGAUGGAGGAAUAUGUCAAAACGGUGUAAUUUAACUUGUAUAAGGAUUUUGGAGAGAAGAGUCAAAUAGUUCAGAUAUUAUUGAAUGUACCAAUAGAAAAGAAAAUUGUAUAGGAAAAACAUUUGGAAAUUAUGUAUGCAUAACUGGAAAUAUAGGUCCAUUAUGUGAAGAAUGUGACAUUUAUGGAUAGUUUUGGGGAGAGAGUUUCACAAGAAUAAAUAAAUAUCAGUGCACAUAAUGCAAAGAUUCUUAGUAAAAUCUAUGGAAGCUCUUCUUAAGUGUUUCUUGGAUUUUUUUUUCGCUUUAGAUGACAUUAAAAUAUGAUAGAGACUAUUAGAUAUCGAAAAUUCUUAUUUAAGUAAUUACUAGAAAAAGAUAAAAUAGCAGCUCUAACCUGUCACAUUUAUUAAAUUAAAUCCUAGUUUAAAAAAGCUACAUAAAAAUUUUUACAAAUUACAUUUAGAUUAUUUCUUUUGUAACUUCUUUCAAUUUAGCCAUUAAAUCAGAUUUGCUAGAAAUAACUUCAACUAUUGGAGUUCCAAUAUCAAGUUCAGUGGAUUAUUUCGAUUGUCUUUUAAGAUAUUCUAGCUCUAAAAUACCAAUGAUUUACCUAAACCAGAUUUAGUUUCAUAAAUGA